Molecule: messenger RNA, 285 nt
Organism: Ogataea philodendri
Lineage: Eukaryota; Fungi; Ascomycota; Pichiomycetes; Pichiales; Pichiaceae
Exons: 1
Coding region: 1-285 (94 amino acids)
Source: RefSeq, a predicted model, not a curated record
AUGAUUUUCCGUAAAUCUAGUAUUGUCUCUAUUUCCACCAUGAAUACCGUUGAUCGUGUCUUGCCGCUGGGUGAGCAUGUGAUGGAGGCACGCCAUGUUCGCGCAAUGGCAAGUUUUGCAACCGAAUGCGACUAUCAGUCCAGUACGGAAUUUUUGGUGAAAGAGCAAGCUGCUGAGAGCUGGUUGACUUGGAUUUGGCGUCUUCUGGGUCUGCAAGCGUCCGAUGAGUCGAUGGGCGAAAUCUCUGAUUGGACGUUUGAUUCCGAUCGGAUUGCAAUUAAUUGA